Messenger RNA from Ilex paraguariensis (yerba mate), 2325 nucleotides. The record is from the annotation of a GenBank genome assembly. NCBI's taxonomy places the organism in Eukaryota, Viridiplantae, Streptophyta, Magnoliopsida, Aquifoliales, Aquifoliaceae.
AUGUGUGGCCAAUAUGGCCAUGCUGCUUUUCCAUCCGCUUUUAAACUUCCAAAAGACCUUAAAAGUCAAGUUUGUGCCAGAGUUCAUCAAAGCCCAAGGAAGGAUUGUCUGGCCUUCGGUGUUGUUCUUCCUCAGUACUUCAGAGAAGAAAGAGAGAGUUUUCAGAUAUUGUUUCAUCAUAACUUUCUCAUCAGACAUGGCUGGAGAAGCUUUGAUUUCUUCCAUUCUUACCUCCCCCCUGUCUGGAAGAGCCCAAACCUCCAGAUGUUGCUUUUGCAAAAGAAUCUCCAAUUACUUUGGCCAACUGAAUUCUUUAGUGGGUUGGAAGCACUUAAAGUGUUGGAUCUAAGUCAUACUAGAGUUAAUCUUUCUAAGGUUCUUGGCAUUAAUCACCUAGCAGGUCUACGGACAUUGGUCCUAGACGAUAUGACCGUGCUUGUGGACACUAAAUUUCUUGGACAUAUGAAGACUCUUGAAGUUCUUAGCCUAAAAAAUUCUGUUUUGCCUAGUCCACCAUUGGAACUUAGGGAAUUGAGCAAGCUGAGGUUACUGGAUAUGAGUGCUACUCGGCACAAUUCACUCAUUCCAGCGGAUGUGAUGUUAGGUCUAUCCCGAUUGGAAGAGUUGUAUAUGUUUAACACCUUCAUCAAUGAGGAACCUAAACCUGCAGUUGAAGUAGCUGUAGUAAACUCUUUCCCUCACCUAUCUGCCCUAGAGAUUUCAAUAACGGAUUCUAGAAUUUUGCCCCAGGACUUCAUAUUCCCUGAUGUGAAAAAUUUCAGAAUUAAAAUGGGUAAUGGUGGUGGAUUUGGCAACACAGAAUGUUUGGGGCUCUUUGAUUUGGACGCAAAUAUGCCUUGGUGGAAAAGGAGCUUGAAGAACCUAUUGAAGAGAAGUUACCUGAACUCAGAUAAUAUAAUAAACAUGAAGAACAUUUUUCCAUAUUUUUUCUUUGAUGGAGAUGUUUUGAACCUCGCAGAGUUUCUAGUGGUUCAUAAAUGCAGAGAGUUUGAGUACUUGAUCAAUAGAGAUGAGGAAAUGGCGACAGCAAUUCCAUUACAUGAGGAGCGACAUCUGCUGCAACUACUCCCUAACCUUGAACAACUGGAACUUUCUUAUUUGGAUACCUUAAAAGGGAUAUGUCAUGGUGCAAUACCUUCCAGCUGGGAGAUCAUGCCCAAACUGAAAGUCUUGAAUGUUUGGUAUUGUCCUCAAAUGUCUGGUUUUCAUUUCAAUUUGCUUCAAAGGCUACAAUUUCUUGAAGAACUUGUGUUAUUGGGUUGUUCUGCGUUACAGCAUGUGUUUGAGGGCCAAAGUGAUGAUGGGCAUGUUGCCGUGGAUGAAGGAAAUGAGCCGAGUCUGCGUGAGAUAUGUCUAAUAGGCUUGCCUAGUUUGAAUCAAAUAUGCAACUGCCGGGGUCGAAUCGUACACCUCCACAAUCUGAGACAUCUCGACAUUAGAAAAUGUAGGAGGUUGAAAAAUCUCUUCCAAUCUUCCGUUGCCCAAACUCUUCAGAAACUGGAGAUACUGAAGGUAUAUGAAUGUGAAGAAAUAGAGGAAAUUGUUGCAGCAGAGAGCGAAGAGCAGAAAGUGGCGGAGAAGAUUGUAUUUCCUUGUCUCAAAAUUCUAAAACUCAGAGAUCUUACCAACCUCAAAUGUUUCUGCAUGGGAGGCAUUCAUUUUGAAUGGCCGUCAUUGGACAGAUUAUAUGUUGAAAGGUGUGCAAUAUUGCAUGUGUUUGAGGGCCAAAGUGGUGAUGGGCUUCUUGUCUUGGAUGAAGGAAAUGAGCUGAGUCUGCGUGAGAUAUCGCUAAUAGACUUGCCUAGUUUGAAUCAAAUAUGCAACUGCCCGGGUCGAAUCGUACACCUCCACAACCUGAGACAUCUCGACAUUAUAAAAUGUAGGAGGUUGAAAAAUCUCUUCCAAUCUUCCGUUGCCCAAACUCUUCAGAAACUGGAGAUACUGAAGGUAUAUGAUUGUGAAGAAAUAGAGGAAAUUAUUGCAGUAGAGAGCGAAGAGCAGAAAGUAGCGGAGAAGAUUGUAUUUCCUUGUCUCAAAAUUCUAGAACUCAGAGAUCUUACCAACCUCAAAUGUUUCUGCAUGGGAGGCAUUCAUUUUGAAUGGCCGUCAUUGAACAGAUUAUAUGUUAGAAGGUGUCCAAAUAUGAAGACUUUUGUUGCAGCUGCUGCUACUAAUAGGACUCAAAGCAAUCCAAAACUGAAGAAAAUUAUUGUGGAUGGUAAUGUGAGUGUGGCAGAAGAGGGAGAGUCAGUAGACUUGAAUAUAGUUAUUCAAAGAGCAAUGCUAUAUGGACUUAAAAAAUAG